UCGGGCGCGCUGCGGCCGGCGGCCGCCAGGGGCCGCCGCGGGCCUGCGGGCACCGGAGCUGCCGGAGGAGCCGGAGCCAGAGCCGGGGCCGUGCGGGGGCGGGCGGGGUGCCCGCAGUGCGCGGCCGCGCCGCUGCCUCCGGCGGGAGCGCCCGGGGCCGGAGCGGCGAGGAGGCUCUGCAUUGACGUCAUGAUGACACGGUGAAGCCGAAGACAGGAUCUGGGAAUGACUCUUCUGCUUCAGUUUUGAUAAUCAAGUGAAUUUGUCGACACUCCAUUCCUCCAGCAUGGCUAAGAGCGCAGAAGUGAAACUGGCGAUCUUUGGUCGAGCUGGCGUGGGCAAGUCAGCUCUUGUUGUACGCUUCCUGACCAAGCGGUUCAUCUGGGAGUAUGACCCAACACUAGAGUCUACAUAUCGUCACCAAGCUACCAUUGAUGAUGAAGUGGUUUCCAUGGAGAUACUAGAUACAGCUGGUCAGGAGGAUGCUAUUCAGAAAGAAGGACAUGUGCGAUGGGGUGAAGGCUUUGUGCUGGUCUAUGACAUCACAGACAGAGGCAGCUUUGAGGAAGUACUGCCACUUAAGAACUUGUUGGAUGAAGUUAAAAAACCCAAAAAUGUCACUCUGAUUCUGGUUGGGAACAAAGCAGACUUGGAUCACUCCAGGCAGGUCAGCACAGAGGAAGGUGAAAAGCUGGCCACAGAACUGGCAUGUGCUUUUUAUGAGUGCUCUGCUUGCACAGGAGAGGGCAACAUUAUGGAAGCCUUCUAUGAGCUCUGUCGUGAGGUACGGCGUCGAAAAAUGGUCCAGGGCAAGACUCGGAGACGAAGCUCUACCACCCACGUCAAGCAGGCUAUUAAUAAGAUGCUUACCAAAAUAAGCAGUUAAAAAGAGCUGUACUAAGCCAGAGAAACAUUGUAGAGCAUAUUAGCUUGGGGUAGGGACAAGGCAGGCAGAGCACAUUUAAUAAAAACAAUGGUCAAAGCUUUGCUGUUAAAAAAAAAAAAAAAAUAGAAAAGUCAAACCACACUACUUUUUGAGUAACAUGGGAUCAGACUUUUUCCUGUUGCAAAAUGUAUUUAGCCACACUGCUUCUGGCUAACAAGGAAAAAAAAGAAGGAAAAAAAAAAAAAAAAAAAAAGAAAUAACUCCAAAGGACUAGAUGAUUGUGGGGAUUGGCACUGACAGAGUAUCUUCUGCUUCUACAAGGCUGCCUCCAAUCUCCUGCAAGUCAGUAGUGCCUAAAUACCAUUCCCAGCCAGCCAACUGCUCAGUAGCCACUUACUUGGAGAGUAAGACUCAGUCUUCAGUCCAGCAACAAGCAUCAGACUUGGUGUUCUCAAGGACUGAGGCUGCUGUGUUGUUCCAGAAAGUUCAUCUGACACCUUUCACCAGCUCCAAAUUGGUGCAUUGUGUGCUUUUACUCCAGACUGUCCUUCCUUGUUUUUAUUUUGUCAAAUCUAUGAGUGCCGAUAUUCUUAGCGAGGUAUGCAAAAAAUACAGGAAAAGUCUUUUUCAAGGAGUGUUUAGGCAGCAAGACGCACAUGUCAACAGAGCUGAAAUUCAGCUGCUUUUUGAGAUCCUCUGCAACUACAGAAUUCAUGAAGAAAUAAUCUGCUAGUCCAGUGUCAUUUCAGCAUUUCCCCUUUGAAAUACAAUACCGUAAUUGGGGAAAUGGGAGUGUACAUCUUGGGAAAUCAAACUAAAAAAAUAACCAUAAUACUAUUGAUUUAGUUAAGGGUAGUUUUUAGCUUUUGUUUACAUUUUUGUUUUGGUCUUAUUUCAAUUCAAGUAGUUUCCCUUAUUCUAUCUUAUAUUGAAGAACUGAAGCCAAAGCAAGUGUUUAAAGUCCAAGCCCAAAUGUAAUCAGAUGUGAAGGGCUUUUACCAUAUCAAAAGUCCAUCAUUUCCAGAUGUUUAAACUUCCAGAUGUUUAAACCAUCACAGUUUUUUGUGACUCUGGCACUUUCAAGUGAAAGUACAUUUUAUCAUAUUUUUGGUGUCUGGGAAAAAAGCAUACUUUUUUUUUUUUUUUUCAUUUUUUCUUCUCCUCCUCCUCCUCCCUCAUGCCUCUCAUUUAAGCCAGCUGUUAUGUUUUGCCUCGUGCCUACUUGUCUUGCCAACUGCAGUAGUGAGGUCUUCUAGAAGAAGCAAGAGGUACAAGAACUAAGACUGGAAGACUUUCAGACUGCUCAUCUCACCAGUUGUGUUGCAUCCCUUUAGGCAGCUUCAUGUGCACCUCAGACUCUAAUCAUGUAGAACCACAGCCAAAGGAUACUAUGACAAAUGAGAAUAUUAACAGUAUUCUCCUUUGAAAAACAGCUCUCUUAUAUUAACUGCUUACAAGUCUAUUCUCCACUGCUUUGCACUUUGUAUGGUUAUUUGCCUCUGUGAGGAAACAAUGCCCAAAGGCUAUCAAAUCCAACUUGCCACAGAUGGAGAAGAGUGAGGAUAUCUGGUAGAAGAGCACUUUAUACAGUUGUAGGUAGCCGUAUAAAUGGUGAAACAGGUUGGAGAAUCAAACCUGUAUAUCCUCAUGAGCAGAGAAAAGUCCCAAGUCAGGACUCAAAGAAUGAGCUUAAACAUACUUACCAAAGUAUUUUUUAAAAAAAACAUUCACCCAUAUCUUUCACCCAACUUUUAUCAACAAAAAUCACAUUCAAAUGUAUGUUAUAUAUUUGCUGUUUAUGUUCUUUGUUUCCCCCAUUGUAGAUAGUGAAAAUUCAUUUCAGUCUUUCAGAAUCACUACCUGUAUUUUGGUCCUCAUUUUCAGGUAUGUUGCCAUACAUCAGCUACACACACUGCAAUGGAAAUGUCACUUUGUGCUUCUGGGCAGGAGGUUCUGUCAACAGAUGAUGUCACUGUCUCCAUGACACAACUGUUUCCAAACUAUUGGUUAUGUCUCUAACUUCUGAGAGAGAGAGGUUUAGCCAUUUUAGUCCUGUUAGUAAUGCAUAAUCAAUAUGAGUGUAACAGAAAAAGUUAGUGCCUAUUCCCACACCAGUGGUCAUUAGCUGAAGGUCUGAACUUGAAAAUGUGUACGUUACAUUAGGAGAAAGAGUGAGCAAUUGCAAGUUGAGGCACUAAGUCAUUCUGUUAUCUUUCAAAUCAGUGUUCUUGCACGAAUCUGAAGCAAA
Oxyura jamaicensis (ruddy duck) is the source of this 3134-nucleotide messenger RNA. It is a transcript of the gene RERG, whose product is annotated as RAS like estrogen regulated growth inhibitor. The transcript is spliced from 5 exons. Bases 287 to 886 code for a protein of 199 amino acids. Lineage: Eukaryota; Metazoa; Chordata; Aves; Anseriformes; Anatidae. Gene Ontology annotation, molecular function: GTPase activity; GTP binding. The record is from RefSeq and is a predicted model, not a curated record.